AUGGAGAAGUUACUAACAACAUGUGAUGGAAAUACCACUUUAAAAAUAGUUAAGAAAAAGGAAAAAGAUUCCCCUGGAAAGCAAUUUCAGUGGAAGCCAAAAACUGAAACAAGUGAAGAUAAGGAAUCAGAUAAAUGCUCAACGAAUACUUCUUAUUUGGAUGAACUGGAGAAGCAUCGAUUUUCAGUUUGCUGCCCAGCCGGGCAUCAGGGUGAGGGUGCUGGCAGGAUAUCUAAACAUGCAACAUUCGUAAUAUGGGCUGUGUUUUCUGAGCUGGACAUGGGGCAGUGGCGAUCACAUGAUUUCUGGUCAAUUAUGCUCAUGAUGGCCUUGAUGUGGUUUAUAAGGCUUUAUCUACAUUAUUGCACUCAGUGGCUUUUCCUUCAGGCUAUUUCCAUUCCCGUUUUCACGUUUACAUUUUACCCUCAUACCGUUGAGCUGACCUAUCAGCAUUCUUUAAUGCAUACAAGAGAAGAGUUGUUUAUGGUCGUGGUGGGACCUAUGUCCUUAAAUGUGUCAAUGCUCCUAAUGAUUCUUCUAAGAUGGAGCUGUCAAAUAUUGUUUCGCUCAUUCCCCACUAUCUUGUCAAAAUUUAUCAUUGCUCUGGGUCUCUGGACUGUGCUAGACCCUUUGGCUGUGUUUAUAGUGGAUUCAUUCCUUGGGAGACUUUCUUACAGUGUAGAGAAGCCCAUAGCAGAUGCAGCAAAACUCUACUGGUUGUUUAUUCGAAUAGAGCGGUCUGGUACUCCUGGCAUUCUCAUCACUUUGCUGAUAUAUACAAUGAUUUUUAUCAUAUCUUCAUCUGUGCUUUACCUUUAUUUGCUGAGGAUACACAAGGAAAGUUGGAUACUGGAUGUAUUUCAGCGCAUUACUUGUGAUGAAGAAGUCUGCCAUGUUCCUUAUGAUCUGGAGAUCUCUAAUCAAGAAUUAAGCCAUAUUGUACGAAAGGCUGAACAAUGGCGAGGUAUCAAUGGAGAGAGAAGAAAGGUCGCAGUAUAUGACUACAUCUGGAAAAAAGAAACUACUAGUAAAACAUUGUCAACCUCAACCAUCCAGUAUCUGGAACAAUACAGUUCAAAGGGUGAUGAAGACAGCUCAAAAGACAUAACUACUCAUGUCAUGAUUUAUACCAUUCAUUUAAAAGGCUUUCAAAACCUUUAUCGUCAGUUCCUUCGUUUACCGGAUGGCGCCAUUGUAGAGUACCAGCAAGUUAAUUUUGAUAAGAAAACUGAAAAGACACAAGCUCUACCUUUGCACAAAAAGUUUAAUCUUUUCUGGACAAAUGCAAAGCCUAAUGAUGUUGUAAGAGAAAUCCUGGUGUUGUAG
Molecule: messenger RNA, 1326 nt
Organism: Bufo bufo (common toad)
Lineage: Eukaryota; Metazoa; Chordata; Amphibia; Anura; Bufonidae
Exons: 11
Coding region: 1-1326 (441 amino acids)
Cellular component (GO): perinuclear region of cytoplasm
Source: RefSeq, a predicted model, not a curated record